Molecule: messenger RNA, 924 nt
Organism: Candidula unifasciata
Lineage: Eukaryota; Metazoa; Mollusca; Gastropoda; Stylommatophora; Geomitridae
Source: the annotation of a GenBank genome assembly
AUGAACCGGAUUACCUACAUCGUGAUGGUGGUGGUGACCCUAGUGUAUCUGAUUGUAGGAGCCGUUGUGUUUCAUUUCCUGGAACACGGCAAUGAGCUGGCGGCUAAGAGUGAUUUCGCAAAAGUCCACGCAGAGUUCCUAGAAAACAACACAUGUAUAACACCGGCUAUCUUAGGAGAGUAUGUCAUGAAAGUCCUAGAAGCUCAAGGUAAAGGGGUGUCCUUAAACAGAUUCAUCCAGACAUACUCUGGCACCAAUGGUUCAGAAGUGGACGUUGACGCCGAUAUGGGCACAAAGUGGGACAUUGCAUCAUCCAUCUUGUUUUGUACCACAGUGAUCAGUACAAUAGGAUAUGGAAACAUGUCUCCCAAGACAAGCAACGGGCAGCUCUUCUGUAUCUUCUACGCCCUGAUGGGAAUCCCCAUGUUUGCCACUGUGUUGGUAGGCACCGGUGAACGGCUGCAGAUACCCAUCAAAUGGCUGCACAGAGGCAGGCCUUGGGUUAAAGACAACCAGUCGCGCGACGAGCAAGUGAAGUCUAUCAUCUUUAUGUCCACAGGUACUUUUAUUAUAGUGUUCAUACCAUCGUUUGUAUUUACUGUCACCCAGAGCUGGAGCUACUUGGAGUCGCUCUAUUAUACCGUCGUUACGCUAACUACAAUUGGAUUUGGUGAUCUAGUGCCAGGUUACUUUGAAAAACCAGCUGAAGGCAGGAUGAAGAAACGGCAUUACUUUUAUCGAUUGUUUCUUGGCAUUUGGAUUCUGCUUGGCUUGUCGUGGGGAGCUUUGGUACUUAGUGAAAUUGGAUCAUUACUUCAGAAAAAAAUUGUGACCGCAGCGAGCCAAACCCAGAAUAAAUUAAACACCCUGGAGGGCAUAGUCAAGAAAAAAGCAAAAGAAACCAAGGACAAAUUAGUGAAAAAG